Molecule: messenger RNA, 3387 nt
Organism: Phoenix dactylifera (date palm)
Lineage: Eukaryota; Viridiplantae; Streptophyta; Magnoliopsida; Arecales; Arecaceae
Source: RefSeq, a predicted model, not a curated record
AUGAGGAUUCUAGCCUGGAAUUGUAGGGGGGCGGCCAAGCCGGCCUUCAUGUCCUCCUUUAAACGGCUAGUACAGCUUCACUGUCCUGAGAUUUGUUUUCUCUGCGAGACACGUUUGUCUGGUGAUGGGCUUGGUCGACUAAGGCGACGCCUGGGGAGGGACUGGGAGACCUAUGCAGUCGAGUCCCAGGGGCUGUCUGGUGGCCUUUUGAUCCUGUGGAGGCGGGGGGUGGCGAGGAUUGAUGUCUUCCACAACUGUUCUCAACAGGUAGUAAUGGUUGUAUCGGAACCUGAGGCGGACCCUUGGGUGCUGUGCGGUGUGUAUGCGAGCACGGAUUACAGGGUCAGGAGAACCCUCUGGCAAGAGAUUACCAACCUGCUUGCCCAGGGUAUCCCAACGGUGGCGGUUGGUGAUUUUAAUUGCAUCCAAAGUGCGGAUGAAAAGAGGGGAGGUGCGCCUUUCACUGAUAGGAUUGAUAGGAGGGAGUUUCGCGACUUUGUGCAGCUAAAUGGCUUGGUGGACUUAGGCUUUUCGGGACCACGGUUCACCUGGUGCAACAAUCAACCCGGCGGUGCUAGGGUUUGGGAGCGGCUAGAUAGGGCCUUUGCUUCCCCAGACUGGAUCCUUCGCUUCCCUACCUACCGAGUUAGCCACUUACCCCGGAUUGCAUCAGAUCAUUGCCCCUUGUUGAUUUCGACCUCAUCGGUAUCGGGUCAUCAUAGUCCUUUUCGCUUCGAGAAGAUUUGGCUUUUGUACCCCCAGUCUUGGGACAUCGUUCGCGAUGCGUGGCGUGUUCCGGUGCGGGGGGACGCGAUGCGGCGAGUCUCACGCAAACUCGAGUUGACCAAACGGCGGCUUCGCCAUUGGAAUCACAAGGUAGUGGGCGAUAUUUUCCGGAGAUUGGAAGGGGUGGAGGAGGAGAUUACGGCACUACAGAGGAGAGAAGACCUACGGGGUGCACUCCCGGAGAAUGACAUGACUCAUCUUCGGGAGCUUCUUGUGACGCACCACUCACUGCUACGGCAGCAUGAGAUUUUCUGGCGACAGAAAUCUCGGGUCCAAUGGGUAAACGAGGGUGAUCGCAACACUAGGUUCUUUCAUCGGACGACUGUUAUUCGGCGCCAGCGGAGUAUGAUCCACUCACUGCGUGAUGGGUCCGGUCGCCGAGUGGAGGGUGAGCCUGCCGUUGGACAGGUUCUACUUGACUUUUUCCGCGCCAGAUGGACUGAGGAUGGAGGCCCUGGUGCUGAUGACCACUUUCCGAGGGUUGAUGUAGGUAUUGCAAAUGACGAGAAUACGACCCUGGUUCGGCCGGUGUCGGCGGAGGAGGUGCAGGAGGCAGUCUGGGCUCUGGCAGCGGACAAAGCUCCAGGACCAGAUGGGUUCUUCCCUUUCUUUUUUCGUAGAUAUUGGGGUAUCAUUCGGGGAGCUGUGAUUGAGGCUGUUCAGUGUUUCUUCACUCAGGCAGCCAUGCCUGAGGAUUGGAAGGCCACCUUCAUUACGCUCAUUCCGAAGCGCCAAGAGGCGGUAGAGCCGGGUCACUUUAGGCCCAUCAGUUUGUGCACAACCUUGUACAAGGUUGUGGCGAGGAUUAUGGUGGGCAGGGUAAAGCCCCUACUGCCGAGCAUCAUCAGCCAAGAGCAGGGGGCAUUCAUUGCGGGAAGGAACAUUUCCCACAAUGUUAUGCUGGCUCAGGAGAUGAUGUGGGAUCUCCAGCGAGCAUCGAAGCGGGGCAGUUUGAUGGCAAUCAAGCUGGAUAUGGAGAGGGCUUAUGACAGGAUCAGAUGGAGCUUUCUCCGGAGCGCACUGGAGGCUUAUGGCUUCCACAGGCGAUGGAUUGGAUGGGUCCUAGGGGCGCGGGUUUCUGAGGCACAUGUACUUCGCAGAGUGUUGGCAGAUUACUGUGCGGCAUCCGGACAGAGAAUAAACUUCACAAAGUCAGCCAUCCAGUUCAGCCCUAGCACAGAGAGCAGAGUCAGACAGGAGAUCAGGAGUAUUUUGCAGAUGCCCGAGCAGGAGGGGACUCUGGUUUACCUGGGAGUUCCCAUCACAGGCCGGAGGCUACGAGUGGCGGAGUGCUCGGGGUUGGUGCAGCGGGUCGAGAGUAGGCUGGAGGGAUGGAGGGCAUCAUCUCUAUCCAUGAUGGGGAGGCUGACACUUGUCAGAUCGGUGCUUGGGUCCAUGCCGGUAUAUCUCAUGGCCAACACUGUGGUCUCUAAGACGACUCUGUCGAAGAUUGAACGUCUUCUCUGGAGCUUCCUCUGGGGGUCCCAUGGUGGGGGUCGUGGGGUACAUUUGGUGGCCUGGGAGCGGGUAUGCCGGCCCACCAGUGAGGGUGGUCUGGGAGUUCAGUCCCUUCUGGAGCGGCGUGAGACACUCAUUGCACGGCAUGCAGCUCGCUUUUUGUUGGAGCCACAUGGGCUUUGGAGUCGGGUGAUGGCAGCUAGAUAUGGCCGAGGGAGCCUUGAGGUGGCACGGCGUGGUCGCCGCACCUCUUUCAUGUGGCGUGAGAUUGGGAGGUACCUGCCGACCGUGUUAGCUCAUACCAGGUGGCUGAUGGGCGAUGGCUGGACCAUUGUUGUGACUGAUGAUCCGUGGGUAGAUACCAUUCCCUUGAGAUAUUGGCCGACGACGGUGGAUUUCGAGGCAGCAGUGGGGCUCCGGGUGUGCGACCUCUUAGCACCAGGGAGGGCAGAGUGGGACGUGGACAGACUCCAUCAGUUGUUCGGGGCACAUCUAGCCGAGAGGAUCCUUUCUCUUCCAGUACCAGGAUGCGAGGGCCCAGAUGUCAGGGUUUGGAGCACUUCAUGCAGGGCCAGUGUUAGGCUGGGUGAUCUGGCCCGGGUGAUUCAGCGCGAGCAUGAGAGUGGAUGGGACGGUGCCUGGAUUUGGAGGUCUAGGCUCCAUCCGAGAGCAGCACUUUUUCUAUGGAAGGUGAUGUGUGACCGCCUUCCGACGAGAGCUGUGCUGAGCCGACGUGGUUUGGGGAUCCCUGCGGAGUGUGGGGCCUGCGGUGCGGAUGAGUCAGUUGACCAUGUACUAUUUGGAUGCUUUUGGGCGAGGUUGACAUGGCAGUGGACGGGUAUCCCAGAGGAGGUUUGGCGGGAGAGGAGACAGUUCCUACAGAUGAUACGUCAGUGGCUGGCUAGUCCCCGGACAUGUCAGGAGGCUAUCCGAGCGACUUGCACCGCCCACCAGAUCUGGUUGGCAAGGAACGCUCGCACCUUUGGCGAGCGUAGGAUGUCGCCGAGGUUUGUUGCGGAGUCUGCUCGAGUACUGGCGAUGGAGUCCAGACCUACCAGCCCUUCAGAUACGACCUUGAUAGCUCGGGACACCUGGGGUUCUUUCUCUGCUCAGGCAGUUCUUUGGACGGUGUUCUUCACCUAG